AUGAUGAUCUUCUUUUUCUCGUUAAUCCUUCACACUUUGUUUCCCGACCUACCCUUUUCACCUUAUCCACGUACCACCUUGCUACCAUCUAAACCACCCUCCCCAACCCAACUCCAAGCCAGUCACCAGUGAUUUGUGGGCUCGAUCACUUUUGCCAAGGAAGAGGAAGCUCCGAUUUACGUGUUGGAUCUUCAAGCCAUUGAAGCCAGCUAGGAAAGUGUCUGCUUAGAGAUUCCCAUCUCGCUUCCACAUUUGUAGGCGUUCGAAGGAGCGAUCUUUCUGAGGAAACAUAUGAUAAAGCUGUUAAAGUGAAAGGGGAUUUCCAAUUGGGCCAAGCUAAGUGAUGGUGAAGCAAAGUAAGCAACAAGGAGUCUACAACAGCAGGAAAAGCUAUAAGAUGCAAAGCUGCAAUAUGUAGAAACGCUGGGGAGCCGCUUAUUAUAGAAGAGAUUGAAGUUGACCCUCCAAAAGCUUGGGAGGUUCGCAUCAAGAUCCUAUGCACCUCCCUUUGUCAUAGUGAUAUAACCUUCUGGAAAAUGAAGCCAGGCCCUCUUUCAGACUUUCCAAGAAUUUUCGGGCAUGAGGCCACUGGCGUUGUUGAGAGUGUUGGAGACCAUGUGGAAGAAGUAAAAGAAGGAGAAUUGGUGUUGCCUGUGUUUGCUCCAGACUGUGGAGAGUGCAGGGACUGCAGGUCAACCAAGAGCAACAUUUGCUCCAAAUUUAGUGUAAGUUCUGGUCAGUUCGGCAUGCCUAGGGAUGGAACAAGCAGAUUCAGAGACAUGAAAGGGGAGGUCUUGCACCAUUUCUUGAGUGUGUCAAGCUUUACUGAGUAUACUGUGGUGGAUGUUGCCCAUAUGGUGAAGCUCAGCCAUGGCAUCCCAGUUGACAAGGCCUCCUUGCUAAGCUGUGGAAUUUCAACAGGGAUAGGAGCUUCGUGGAAGUUGGCAGGAGUGGAGGAGGGAUCCACCGUGGCUAUAUUCGGAUUGGGGGCAGUGGGACUUGCGGUCGCAGAAGGAGCUAGGCUACGUGGUGCUUCCAAGAUUAUUGGAGUGGAUUUGAAUCCUGAAAAGUUUGAGUUAGGAAUAAAAUUUGGGCUAACUGAUUUCGUCAACCCUUCAACCUGUGGGGAAAAGUCUGUAAGCCAAGUCAUUAAGGAAAUGACAGAGGGAGGUGCUGAUUAUUGCUUCGAGUGCGUUGGAUUGGCCUCAUUAAUGACAGAGGCCUUCAGAAGCAGCCGAGAGGGAUGGGGCAAAACAGUGAUACUUGGAGUGGAAAUGCAUGGCUCGCCAUUAAGCCUGAACCCCUAUGAGCUUCUCAGAGGCAAAAGCGUCGCUGGCGCCCUAAUUGGAGGGCUAAAGCCCAAAUCUGAUAUUCCACUUCUGGCCGAGAAAUAUAUAGACAAAGAGCUUAAUUUGGAGCAGUUCAUAACACAUGAAGUGAGCUUCAAGGACAUCAAUAAAGCCUUUGAAUUGCUUCUUGGAGGGAAGAGCCUGAGAUGCGUAAUAUGGAUGGACAAAUAGCUGAAUUACAUUUCCUUCUUAUAUAUAAAGAUGAUGAUACAUGUUCCUGUUUAAAGACAUGUCUCCCUUAAAUAAAAAUUAUAAUAGAGAACAUCAAUAAUUAAAUAAUUAUCUGUAAGAAUUGUCUUACUGCAUAUGAUGGCACUCGUGGAUUAUGGCC
Hevea brasiliensis (rubber tree) is the source of this 1680-nucleotide messenger RNA. Its product is annotated as alcohol dehydrogenase-like 2. Gene Ontology annotation, molecular function: S-(hydroxymethyl)glutathione dehydrogenase [NAD(P)+] activity; zinc ion binding. Gene Ontology annotation, cellular component: cytosol. Gene Ontology annotation, biological process: formaldehyde catabolic process. The transcript is spliced from 11 exons. The record is from RefSeq and is a predicted model, not a curated record. Lineage: Eukaryota; Viridiplantae; Streptophyta; Magnoliopsida; Malpighiales; Euphorbiaceae. The coding region runs from base 537 to 1520 and encodes 327 amino acids.